This is a messenger RNA of Phodopus roborovskii (desert hamster), 1763 nucleotides long. RefSeq names its product zinc finger and SCAN domain-containing protein 26-like. Gene Ontology annotation, biological process: regulation of transcription by RNA polymerase II. The record is from RefSeq and is a predicted model, not a curated record. Gene Ontology annotation, molecular function: DNA-binding transcription factor activity, RNA polymerase II-specific; RNA polymerase II cis-regulatory region sequence-specific DNA binding. Lineage: Eukaryota; Metazoa; Chordata; Mammalia; Rodentia; Cricetidae.
GCUGGACCACUGAGGGGACAUGUGACUGACCCUGCGGCCAGGGCGAGAGGACGUAAGGUGAUCGGGUUCCAGCGGGGUCAGAACGGCAACCUUGGGCCUCUGGAGCGGCGUGUCUGGCUGGCACACGGAAGCGAUCCACACCUCGGAGCUGGGAAAUCCAGGAAGGGAGUGUCCUUCAGGAUACACUCAAAAGAAAGUUCUCCAAAACAAAGUACCUGAAGCAAGGGAUGGCACUGGCCUUGAUUCACCCUAGCAAGCGUGCAUACUCUUUGUCUCCUCUGAGUCUGAAGGAGGAGCUUCAGGGAUUCAAAGUUCAAGGAAACAGAAAAGGCCUUGGGCAGGAACCAUUGAGCAAACAGUUCAGGCAGCUGCGCUAUGAGGAAAGCACUGGACCUCGAGAGGUUUUACGCCGACUCAGGGAGCUCUGCAGACAGUGGCUGCAGCCUGAGACCCGCAGCAAGGAGCAGAUCCUGGAGCUGCUGGUGCUGGAGCAGUUCCUGACCAUCCUGCCAAGAGAUCUGCUGGUCCAGGUGCUCGAGCACCACCCAGAGACUGGGGAGGACCUGGUGGGAAUACUAGAAGAUUUGCAGCGAGACCGUGAAGAAGCAGGACAACAGAAGGAGCCAACCCAAGGAAGCAGACAGACUGUACUGGUUGGAGGGACAGUCCCUCCCAAAGAAGUGCAGCAGCAACUGGUCCUGCCUGAGCAUGGGGUGCAGAAGCCUGAGAAGGAGAAGGGUAAGGAAACAAGGAAUGAUCAUGGAAAACUCAUUGUAAGGACAGACUCUUGUGGAAGAAUAGAAUCAUCUUGUACAACAUCUGAACCCAUUGAGGCCCACUUGGAAAAGCAACCAGCCAUGCCCAAGGAGAAAGCUAGCAGCCAAUGCUUGGAAACUAAGGAGGGACUUGUCCAGCACUCAGACAUGACUGAACAUGAAAGGGCACAUGCAGGAGAAAAGUCUUGUGAAUCUGUAGUGUGUCAGAGUUCUACUCCUACUGAACAUCCAGAAGUCCUCUCUAGAGAAAAAGGUCACCUCUGCCACGAGUGCGGGAAAGUCUUUCAGAGGAGUUCACACCUCGUCAGACAUCAGAAAAUCCAUCUUGGUGAGAAGCCUUACAAGUGCAAAGAGUGUGGAAAAGUCUUUAGCCAGAAUGCAGGUCUUUUGGAGCAUCUCAGAAUCCAUACUGGAGAAAAACCCUUUCUGUGUAUCUAUUGUGGAAAGAACUUUAGGCGAAGCUCUCAUCUUAAUCGACACCAAAAAACUCACAAUCAGGAGGAGCCCUGUAAAUGCAAGGAUUGUGGAAAAGUCUUUAGUAAGGCCCUACUCCUCUCCCACCAUCAGAAAAUCCAUGGUCGCUUCAAAAGGCAUUAUUGUAAUGAGUGUGGGAAAGCCUUCAGUUUGACUUCAGACCUUAUUCGACAUCACAGGAUUCACACUGGAGAAAAACCUUUCAAAUGUAAAGUAUGUCAGAAAGCCUUCCGCUUAAACUCACACCUCGAUCAGCAUGUCAGAAUCCACAAUGAAGAAAAACCCUACCAGUGUAGUGAAUGCAAAGAAGCUUUCAGGCAGAAGUCAGGUCUCUUUCAGCAUCAGAGACAUCACCACAAAAACAAAGUGGCUUGAUGAGCUUCUCUGAUAUCAGAAAGUUAUUUGACAAGCAAACAGUGCUUUGUAAAAAGUCACCAUGGCAUCAGAAUUCUUGGAGGCCAAAUUGGAAGCUGUUUGCCUCCAUUGCUUCCCUCUCCUUUAUUUUACUUAAAG